Molecule: messenger RNA, 3886 nt
Organism: Quercus lobata
Lineage: Eukaryota; Viridiplantae; Streptophyta; Magnoliopsida; Fagales; Fagaceae
Product: receptor-like protein 7
Exons: 3
Coding region: 52-3486 (1144 amino acids)
Molecular function (GO): protein binding
Source: RefSeq, a predicted model, not a curated record
CUCAUAACACUUAAGCCACCCAAUUUUCCAUUUACUUCCUCUGCUGUAAAAAUGUGGAAAAUGAAUCAAUACCUGCCCUUAUUCCUUAUUGCCUUUUGUUUGUUCUUCAUUUCACAUUCUCAAACUAUUUCUAAUACUUCCUCUCAACAUCGUUGCCUCCCUGACCAGAGCUCUGCUUUGCUGCAACUGAGGAAAGAAUUUGUUGAGAAGAGAACCUAUCCUGAUGAUGAUUACUUUGGUGUUUCAUAUCCAAAGAUGAAGUCUUGGAAGGCAGAUAGUGAUUGUUGUUCCAGCUGGGAUGGGAUCACAUGCGAUGCGCACUACGGCCACGUCAUUGGCUUAGACCUCAGCAAAAGCUGGCUUUGUGGGCCUCUCAAGUCUAACAGCAGCCUCUUCAGGUUGCGUCAUCUUCGAAAACUCAACCUUGCCCUCAACGACUUCUCUUCCUCCACCACAAUCCCAUCUGAGUUUGGGCAGCUUGUGAGGUUGACCCAUCUUAACCUCUCUCGUUCCUUCUUACAUGGCCGAAUCCCGUCGGAAAUUUCAUGGCUCUCCAAUUUGGUUUCACUUGAUCUCUCUUUCAAUUAUUUCAUGGCUCAUUUGAAUCUCAGAAGAAAUGAUCUUGAAGCACUUGUCCAGAACAUGACAUAUUUGAGAGAACUUCAUCUAGACGAUGUGAACAUCUCAUCGUCACUGCCUCAAUCCCUGGCAAAUUUGUCUUCCUUGACAUCUCUUUCUCUGUCUGACUGCAUUUUGCUUGGCGAAUUUCCCUCAGAUAUUUUCCUACUGCCCAAGAUACAAGCCAUUGAUGUGUCAGGUAACAACAAUCUCACUGGUUUUCUUCCCAAUUUUCGAUCUGGUAGUUCCCUAAAGCAAUUGCGUCUUUCCUACACGAAUUUUUCUGGGGAAUUGCUCGAUGCAAUCGGGAACCUUAAGUCCUUGAACUUUUUGGAUCUUUCUCAAACCUAUUUUUCCAGGGAAUUACCCAAUUCAAUCGGCAACCUAGAACACUUGAGCCAUUUGGAUCUUUCUUGGGCAAUUUUUCUUGGGGUAUUGCCCAAUUCAAUCGGCAACCUUAAAUCCUUGAGUCAUUUGGAUCUUUCUGGGGCAAAUUUUUCUGGGGAAUUGCCCAAUUCAAUCGGCAACCUUAAAUCCUUGAGUCAUUUGGAUCUUUCUGGGGCAAAUUUUCUUGGGGAAUUACCCAGUUCAAUCGGAAAGCUUGAGUCCUUGAAUACUUUAUAUCUUGGCUCAACAAAUUUUUCUGGGAAACUGCCUGAUUCAAUCGGCAAUCUCAACUCCUUGAAUGAUUUGGAUCUUGAUUCAAGUAAAUUUUCAGGGGAAAUUCCCCCUUCUAUUGGGAACCUAUCACAGCUUACUUCUCUUUCUCUCUUAGGGUGCAAUUUUCAUGGUCAGCUUCCAUCCACAUUAGGAAAUCUUGCAAAACUCACUUCUCUAGAUCUUCGCUAUAGCCUUUUCUCUGGGAAAGUACCAUCUUCACUGGGAAAUCUUACACAACUAGAAGAAUUACUCCUUUCAUAUAACAAUUUUGAAGGCAGGUUCCCAGUUUCACUAACAAAUAUUACCAAACUCACUCAGAUAGAUAUAUCAGGAAACCAAUUGAAAGGGUCAAUCCCAUCGGAAAUAAGUAGACUUACUCAUUUGUCUUCCCUUGACUUGUCUCAAAACUCACUCACAGGGGCUAUCCCCUCUGUUUUGUAUACAAUGCCUUCAUUGUCUGUACUAUAUCUACAUCAAAAUCAGCUUACUGGCCCUCUCCAAUUCCAAAAUAUCUCUUCAUCACAGUUAAAUUCCCUGGACUUGAGUGGAAACAAAUUGGAUGGACCGAUUUCAAGGUCAAUUUCCAAUUUCACUAUGCUACAUUGGCUAUAUCUUUCUUCGAUCAACCUAAAGGACAAGAUGGAGUUAAACAUAUUCUUCCAGGUUAAAGAGCUUCAAUAUCUCGAUCUCUCAGGUAACAAUUUGUUGGUUUCAAAAGAAAAUAUCAAUUCAACCCUCCCCAAAUUUUCAUAUUUGUAUUUGUCUUCUUGCAAUUUGCGUGAAUUCCCUGAUUUCCUAAAAGCCCAAAAUGAAUUGAGUACAUUAGACCUUUCCAACAACAAAAUUGAAGGUAAAAUACCCAAAUGGUUUUGUAAUGUUGGAAAAGGGACACUACGAUACCUGAAUCUUUCUUUUAACCUUCUCAGCGGUUUUGAACAACAGCUGAAAGUUCUUCCUUGGAAAUUCAUUGUCUAUUUAGAUUUACGUUCCAACAUGUUGCAAGGGUCACUCCCAGUUCCCCCAUUGUCUACAUCAUAUUUUUUUGCCUCAAACAAUAAUCUAACUGGGAAAAUCCCUCAAAUGAUUUGCAAGGUGAAUUCCCUCCAAGUCCUUGACAUAUCUAACAACCAGUUGAAUGGUCACAUUCCACAAUGUUUAGGUCACUUCAGCAGCUCUCUUUUAGUAUUGAAUAUGAGGAACAAUUGCUUUCAAGGAAGCAUGCCUAAAACAUUCAUAAAAGGAUGUACGUUGACGACAUUGGACUUCAGUCACAACCAAAUACAGGGGAAGAUUCCACGAUCAUUAUUGCAAUGUCGAAUGCUAGAGGUCCUAAAUCUUGGAAAUAACAACAUUAAUGAGGCGUUCCCCUUCUGGUUGCAGUCUUUGCCAGAGUUACGAAUUCUUGUCUUGCGAGCAAAUGGAUUCCAUGGUCCUAUAUGGGCCCCUCAUACCGGGUUUGGCUUUUCCAAGUUGCAUGUCAUCGACCUCUCUCACAACAGUUUCUCUGGUAGGCUACCAUCAGAAUACUUUAGAACUUGGAAUGCAAUGCAAAUGGUUCCUGCCAAAGAUAAAUCACAACCAGAAUACAUGGGAAGUCAAUCAAAUUAUUAUGAAGACUCAAUGACAGUAGUGAAUAAGGGGUUAGAAAUAUUUUUGGUAAAGAUCUUGACCAUCUUCACAGCUAUUGAUCUCUCCAAUAAUAGGUUUGAAGGAGAAAUUCCAAAUAGUAUGGGAAACCUAAAGGGACUAAUUGUACUCAAUUUAUCAAGCAAUAGCUUCAUGGACCGUGUCCCGUCAUCAUUAGGGAACCUAACCGCACUUGAAUCUUUGGAUCUUUCUCUAAACGAGCUCUCAGGUAAAAUUCCUCAACAGCUAAUAAGUCUCACAUUUCUUGAAUAUUUAAACUUGUCUCAAAAUCAACUUGUUGGUCCAAUUCCACAAGGUGGACAAUUUUGGACGUUUGAAAAUUCCUCUUUUGAGGGAAACUUGGGAUUGUGUGGCUCUCCAUUGUCAAAGAAAUGUGGAAACAAUGAGACACCAACUUAUAAAACAAGACAAGAAUCAUCAAUAGUAGAAGGAUUUGAUUGGAAAGUGGUUGUGAUUGGAUAUGCUUGUGGAUUGAUAAUUGGAAUAGUUAUUGGGUAUUUCUACACCUCAAGAAGGACAGUUUGGUUUGUGAGAAAUUUUGGAGUGCACAUACUUAGUUGAAGAUGAAGACAAAUAAAGCCAGCUACUGUAGAUUUAUAGUCAUUGUAAUAAUUGUAUCUAUGUGUGUGAUUAUAUGGAUCAUCACCAUCAACCGCUUUGUGGCCCUGCCGAUCCAUGGCCUUGAUAUCUCUUAUAGCACCUUCCAAGUUUAAAUGGAGUAGAGUAGAGUUGGCAGGAAAUUGGCUGCAUUUAUCAAAGAUGAAGUUCUGUCAUCCAGUACCAGACACUUUCUCACCAAGGAAAUCUGAUCAUAUUAGUCCGCAUAAACAGCAUAUGGAUAAGUUGACUUGCAUGCCUACUAAUUUCUAGACCCAAGUUGUAAUGCAUCUUUAAGUUCACCAAUUUGGAUAUCGUCGACAAUUCCAGCUGAUUGGAUAUGGCAAUUUCCUAGUGAAUUUGG